AUGGAGCAAUCAGUGCAAGAGCUCAUCGAUUUCCGAUGGUUCACCGUGUGUUAUUCGGCGAUUCAGAUCAUCGGGAUUCUAAUUAUUGCGUUGCUGAUUGCAUGGCUGACCAAUCAUUGCGGAGGUUUCGCAUGGGCCGCUCAUCCUCAGUUGCAAUUCAACUGGCACCCGUUGCUGAUGGUCGUCGGCAUGAUUUACAUGUAUGCCAAUGACUUUAUUUUGAGCAUUAAUCCGAGCAGGAGAAUAAAGAUGGAGCAAUCAGUGCAAGAGCUCAUCGAUUUCCGAUGGUUCACCGUGUGUUAUUCGGCGAUUCAGAUCAUCGGAAUUCUAAUUAUUGCGUUGCUGAUUGCAUGGCUGACCAAUCAUUGCGGAGGUUUCGCAUGGGCCGCUCAUCCUCAGUUGCAAUUCAACUGGCACCCGUUGCUGAUGGUCGUCGGCAUGAUUUACAUGUAUGCCAAUGGAAUGCUGGUGUACCGAGUGUUCCGGACGGAGCGGAAGCGGAAGUUGAAGAUCGUUCACGCAGUUGCCCAACUUUUCACCUUCUUCCUCUUCGUCAUCGGUCUCAAGGCAGUUUUCGACGCUCACGAAGCGUCGAAAACGCCAAAUUUGUACUCACUUCACAGUUGGUUUGGCAUCUGGGUCGCCGGAUUUCUGUCGUUCCUCUUCCCGGGGAUCAAGCACGCUUUCAGGUCAAAAUAUUUGCCCAUCCACACGCUCUUCGGAUUAAUCAUAUUCUCGCUGAGCUGCAUCACGGCACUGAUGGGGUUAUUAGAGAAAGCAGUCCUCAAAUUGUCAAAGGAUAACUUGUAUGAGCAACUCGGCUCCGAAGCGGUGCUCAUCAACGUGACCGGAAUAUUCAUCCUCAUUUUCGGCAUGCUUGCCAUCUUCAUCACGGCCCAGCCGGGCUACAAACGGAAGCCCUUGCCCGAGGACGAACUCCUUCUAACUGACGCCAUUCACGAGUGA
Notodromas monacha is the source of this 966-nucleotide messenger RNA. The record is from the annotation of a GenBank genome assembly. Lineage: Eukaryota; Metazoa; Arthropoda; Ostracoda; Podocopida; Cyprididae.